Messenger RNA from Coturnix japonica (Japanese quail), 948 nucleotides. RefSeq names its product pseudouridine 5'-phosphatase (gene PUDP). Gene Ontology annotation, molecular function: phosphatase activity. NCBI's taxonomy places the organism in Eukaryota, Metazoa, Chordata, Aves, Galliformes, Phasianidae. The record is from RefSeq and is a predicted model, not a curated record.
CCCGCGGGUGCACGGCGACCGUUGGAGCUGGGCAGGGCAGCACCGCACGCAACGGCCCGUUGGCCCGGCACCCCCGCCCUGCCCUUGCGGCAGUACCGCUCCCUGCUCCCCGUCUGCUCCGGCUGCCGCGCUUGCGCCUCUGCCACACAGUGCUUGGCUGGUGUGGCCUCGCCAUGUCGGCUUCCUCCGGCUCCUCCAAGGCCGCCCUGCGGCCGGUCACUCACCUCAUCUUUGACAUGGACGGCCUGCUGCUGGAUUCUGAACGUAUCUAUACAUUGGUGUUUGAAGAGAUAUGUGGGCGCUUUGGAAAGACCUUUACUUGGGACAUAAAAGCAUUAGUAAUGGGCAAAAGAGCACUAGAAGGAGCACAGAUUGUUCGAGAUGCUCUAGAUCUUCCAAUAACCAAAGAAGAGUUAAUAAAUGAAUGUAAAGUGAAGCAGGAGCAGUUAUACCAUACAGCUGAAUUGAUGCCAGGGGUCAGUAAACUGAUUCAGCAUUUACACAAACACAACAUACCCAUAGGUGUUGCCACUAGCUCAGCUAAAGGGCCAUUUCAGAUGAAAACAUCCAGACACAAAGACAUCUUCAGUCUUUUUCAUCAUAUUGUGCUGGGAGAUGACCCUGAGGUGAAAUCUGGCAAGCCAGCUCCUGAUAUAUUUCUAGUUUGUGCAAAAAGAUUUCAACCUCCUGCUCCUCCAGAGAAGUGUCUUGUAUUUGAAGAUUCACCAGUUGGAGUCAAAGGAGCACUUGCAGCAGGAAUGCAGGUGGUUAUGAUUCCAGAUGAAAACUUAAGUCCUGAUCUUAAAAAGGAGGCAACUCUGCUGCUGAAUUCCAUGGAGGACUUUAAACCAGAGCUUUUUGGCUUACCACCAUAUGAUUAAUGCCUAGUGUCUAUAAACUUGACUGGAGUUCAGGAAAUUGAAAUUAAAUCUUGUUAAAAUUCUAUAA